GUAGCCACUCUGGGCUGGCUGGGCACUGAAAUCUCCCCCCCCCCGACAUUCUCUCUGAGUCCUCAUUUUAUACGGCUCUUCCCGGGUUGAGCAGGAAUUCUCAUUGUUUUCAUUUUCCUUUCUCAGAGGUUCACUCGAGGCUAGCCAGUCAGUACAUCUGUCCGCCUGCUGCGCGAAAGGCAGCCCCACAGAAAUUACGGAAAGUACAGCCUUCACCACAGCUGCUCGUACCGCUCCUCGCUCUUUUUCUCUCUCCCCGCUUCUUGAAUCCUGUAGCGAGAGCAGACUUUUACCCUCUAUACCUUGAGUGAUGGAACUUCAGUCAGUAAAUAAACCCCAGGGUGAACCGUCCCCAUCUAUCCCCAGACCCCAGGGUGACAAUGCCAGCACCGAGGUGGCUAAAGAGGACCUAGAAGCCAACAAGAAGAUAGAGAGGUUUGACAUCCCGCUGGACAGUCUAAAAAUGGUCUUUGAGAAUUGCACAGAAGUAGGAGCUGACAGAAUAGCGCACAGCCCAACACCCAGGAGAUCCACUGCGGGGCCAACGAGCAACACGUCCUUAGAACAGAAAAGGACCUCCUCUAAUCCCAGCCAGGGAUCCAGUCAAGCUGCGGACAGCGUGAGCGGAAGCAGGCGGCAGAAACGUUCCAGGGAAGACAUGAGCCAAAGCGACAACGGCGAGCCAGCAGAGGCAGAGGCUGUGUCGGUGAAGGAGCGCAUGGCUCUGUACCAGGCUGCAGUCUCCAAGAGGGAUGCCAGCGGUGCCUCCAGUGUGGUCCUGGGGGAGUCCGAACCAUGCUCCUUACCUGGGGGGCUCGCCAGCGUCAAGAAGCAAUUUGAGAGCCAGGAAAUCGCCUCAUCUCAGAGCGGCACCACCCAGGCGCAGCUCCAGCAGCGACCUGCGCAGGUCUCACAUGAUCAAAAUUUUCACCAGAGCAACAUAGCUGCCCAUUAUGAAAACCAUGAUGAUGAAACAGUGAGGGCAUCAGAAGGAGAGGAUCUACCAAAACUUUCCACCAGGGCUUUGAAGCAGCAGUAUGAAAAAACCAUUGAACAGGCAUCACCAAGCAAACCAAUUAAGACUGAUGUUGAUUUCAGCCAGUUUCAGUGGGGCCAAGAUGUAAAUCUAUCAUCUGAAACUUCAACAGAGCGAAUGUAUGAAACAUCAUCCAUAAUUAGGGAAGUGGAGGGGAGAACCUCGGCCUAUGGGAGCAUGGAGAACUUCCCUCCUCCACCUUCAGAUCUACUGCAGGUUCCUGAACGUCCCUACUCACCUGAGCCAGUAGAACUGAACUUUAAACCCAUAGUCACAAAGGAACAAUAUUCUAAGCAGAGAAAUCUGUAUGAGUUCAAGCGCUUGUACAAGCACAUUAAUCCAGAGGUCCGUAAGAGUCUCGAGAGUGACUUUUUCAAUGAGUUGGAGAGUCAUGGUGGAACCGCAGAUGAUUACCAGCAGGCCAGAUUUAUGUUUGAGAAUUCUGGAAGCAGUCCAAGCAAGUGUUUAAGCCCAGAAAGAGAGUACAUGGAGUGGGAUGAGAUCCUCAAAGGAGAAGUACAGUCCAUGCGCUGGAUAUUUGAAAACAAACCCCUGGACUCAAUAAGAGAAUACUCCCCUGAUAAUGACAACAUAAAGAACAUUGCCCAAAAGGAGAUCAUUGCAGGGAAUGAUGUCAAGUACACGGCAUGGAUGUUUGAGACCCAACCAAUGGAUGCACUGGGCACAAGCUCCCCAGAUUCAGCUGAAUACCGGGGCAAAAUAACUGACUGGGCAAGAGGAGAUGUCCGCACUGCUACCUGGCUCUUUGAAACACAGCCAUUAGACACACUUAAUACAAUCUAUCAGGAGGAGGAGCCAAUCACAACUAUCAGCACAAAUGAUGUGAUUGGAGGGGACGUGCAAUAUGGCAGGUAUUUGUUUGAAAAUGAACACCUUGACUCUCUGGGUCAUACAGAGACCAUUGAUGAAAGUCAUUUCCUGCAACUAAAAUCAGAACUUGAGGAGAUUAAGGGAGGAGUCAAGAAAACAACCAGCAUGUUUGAAACCCAGCCUAUGUGUGUCAUCAGGGGGGAAGCUGGUGAGAUGCUAGAAAUUACAACCGUUCGCAGAGAGGAAACUGAGAGAGGAGAUGUCAAGACAUCCCGUUGGCUCUUUGAAACCCAGCCUUUAGACAUGAUCAACCAGGACCCUGCUCAGGUGAAACUUGUUUGCGGAGUGUCUAUGGAGAAUAACUAUCAGGGUGGGUUGAACAAGGGCAGAUGGCUUUUUGAGAUGAAAACUUUAGACUCCGUUCAAUUUGAGGAUGGGGAGAACUCUAGGCUCCAAACAGAGGAAAUAAUUGGAUCUGAUGUCCGCAAGCAUUGCAGGAUGUUUGAGAUGCAGCCUUUGGAUGCUUUGAAAGAUCAUUCCAAUGAUAAACCCUGGUAUACAGAUGAAAUUAUAGGAGGUGAUGUCCAAUCAACCAGACAGUUUUUUGAAGGUGCUCCAGGGGAGCAUUUCAAGGACAUGUCUGAGGUAGGCAAACUUCAAAAAGCUGUAGCAUUACAAGAGGAGAGAGGCGAUGUUAGUCAUCAGAAAUGGCUCUUUGAGAGCCAACCACUUGAGAACAUCAGAGAGGAGAAAAGGGAGAUAAUGCGUACUGUGAAACUUGAAGAAAAUGACAAGGGAGAUGUCUCAAACUGCAAGGAAAUAUUUGAAACUACCAAUUUAGGCAGACAUGACCAAAUUCAAAAAAUGGAAGUAGAGGGUAUAACCAGUGGCUAUGUGAAGGCAAACAAAGUCUAUUUUGAAUCUACACCCAUUUAUGCCAUGCAGGAUAAUUCAGGCGGUUACCAUGAGGUGAAAGCAGUACGACGGGAGGAGAUAGUGCAAGGGAAUGUCCAAAGUUUCAAGUGGAUGUUUGAAACAUGUCCUAUUGAUCAGUUUUAUGAGAGUAUGAACAAGUUCCAGCUUAUAAAAGGAAUAUCCAAAGAGGAGAUUGAAUCAGGCAAUGUUAAAACGACUAAGUGGCUUUUUGAGACGCAGCCACUGGACUCUAUCAAAUAUUUCAGCAUCGCCAAGGAUGAGGAAGUUGAGGACAAUAACUCUGAAAAUGACAUAGUGAAAGGGGAUGUGAAUAAAUGCAGAUGGCUGUUUGAAACUCAACCCAUGGAUGUUCUUUAUGAGAAAAUGGAGGGGAAAGGUGAAAGAGAAACGGAAAACGUCCAAAAAGGGGAUGUGAAAACGUGUACUUGGCUUUUUGAAACACAAGACCUUGACACAAUCGGAGACAGUUCCCAAUCGGACAUAAAGACGUACACCAUCAAACUGGAUGAUGUCAAAGGGAAUGAUGUCCAGAUGACACGUUUUCUUUUUGAGACUGAGAACCUGGAAAAUAUCACAGGAGAAGAGGUUGCUGCUUUUAAGAAGGUCACAGAUAUUGAUAUUCAGUCUGGUGAUGUAUCUAAGAUGAAGUAUAUAUUUGAAAACCAGUCCUCUGAUAUAAUGACCUCAAGCUCAAAGGAGACUAUGCAAAAGCUAAAAUAUAUUACGCCGGAAGAUCUUCAGAAAGGAAAUGUGAUUAACUGCACAUGGCUGUUUGAAAAUCAGCCUAUAGACAACAUCCAUGGAAAUUCUGAAGAAGCUAAGGACACUCACACUGUAAAUGAUGUACUAGGAGGCGAUGUCAAUAGAAGUCGUUUUAUUUUUGAGACGUUGUCUUUGGAUAAAAUCCAGGAGGAUUCCUCCAAAUCAGAAACCACAGAUAUUCAAUCUAUCCACACAGAGAUUGAGAAGGGUUAUGUGAAAAAUCACACCAUAAUGUUCGAAACUCAGCCAUUAUAUGCCAUCAGAGAUCAAGAGGGCAAUUACCAUGAGGUCACUACUGUCACCAAGGAGGAUGUGACAAAAGGUGAUGUAUUGGGAACAAGAUGGCUGUUUGAAACUAAACCUCUUGAUUCCAUAAAGGACACAAAUGAGGUUUAUGUUAUCAAAGCUGUCACGGAGGAGAAUGUUCAGAAAGGAGAUGUCACCUCAGCCAGGUGGAGGUUCGAGACACAGCCUCUUGAUGAGAUUUCUGAAGACGCAAAAGUUUUUGUUAGGACUGUGGAUGAUAUUCAAGGGGGAGAUGUUAGGAGUAGCAAGCAGCGCUUCGAGAACAGUGACACGUCUCAGAAUUUUGCGAGGAUGGUCAGCACGAGUGAAAUACAAAAGGGGGAUGUCAAAAGUGCUGCGUGGAUGUUUGAGACAAAUACAAUUGAUGAAAUCCAUGAUAAAGAAUGCAGAGAAAUGGAAAGAGUAGGAAAAGAUGAGAUGUUAAAGGGGGAUGUCAAGCAGUCGGUAUGGCUUUUUGAAAAACAGCCUCUUGACACGCUUAAAGACGUCGACACAACCAACGCUGGCAUGAACCUGGAGGAGAUUCCACAAGGGGAUGUGAAAACGACAAUGUGGCUAUUUGAAACAACACCUUUCCACAAGUUUAAUGAAAACAGGGCGGAGAAAGUUGAAAUAGUGGGCAAAAGCGUCAGAGAGACCCUUGAAAAGCUGAACUGUCAGAAAGCAGCCAGCUCACACGGAAUAAUAAUAGAGGCGGAUGAAGUUGGCGACGUCAGAAUGGCAAAGUUCAAGCUCAUGAAUCGGGACGUUCCAGAAAUCCAAAAGGAAAAAGUCAUCGGUGUGGACCUGAAAAAUAUAGUAAUGAAUUUGCUGAAGCAUGAGGAAGUAUCUAAAAGCGCAGUUACAAUAAAUGAGGAAGAAAGGGGUGAUAUCGAUACAACAGUGAAACGGCUGUUCAACCAGGAGACACGCCUCAACGUAAGUAAAGAGGAAAUCAUCAGAGGAGAUAUCCAGGAGGCCAUUAACAGCCUACUGACGAAGGAAGGAUCUGAAAGACAGGGUAUACUUAUUCAGGAGGAUGAGAAAGGAGAUAUAAAGAUGACUAUGUAUUCUCUUCUCAAUAAUAAUAGAAGUACUACUGUUGAUAAAGAGCACAUCGUUGAAGGUAAUGUUAGAGGGACUCUACAUAGGCUCCUUUCUAACCCUGAUAAUCCAGAGCAACUUGUGCGAAUAAAAGUAGGUGAAACAGAAAGGGGAAAUGUUAGUUUUUACUCUACCUGUAUAGAGUCUGGUGCAUUAGACUACCUCAAACAGCUCCAGGCUGAACCAGAUGAGGUUCCCAAUGGUAAGGAAGAGAAAGAACAAAUUGUAGGUGGCGAUGUAGAAGAGAUAAAGCUUGUCCUGAGAAGGAGUCAGCUGCAAAUUGAACGCACCAUAGCUGAGGAUGACAUCGUCCCGGGUGACGUCCACAACACUGCUCAGGUUUUCAUGACUCAGCCGGACACGUCGAGCGCCACUGUGCAGAAGAAGGAGAUCGAGAAGGGGGACGUGAGAUCAGCCUUGGACUCUCUAAAACAGGCCAUGGAGCAGACGGUUGUGAUUGAGAAGGAGGAAUUGGUGAAAGGUGACAUCAACACCACACUGAGGUCACUCAAAGAGUUCCAGAAUCAACAGAAGGUAGUUGAACGGCCAGAGAUUGUCCCAGGUGACAUCAAGGGAGCACUUCGAUCUCUCGAAGAGUCAAUGUCCACAAAUGUUGAUAGUGUCAUUGAAGACUUAGUACCUGGUGAUAUCAAAGGUGCCAUUAAGUCAUUGGAGAUGGCUAAGCAUGCCGUGAAAGAGAUUGAGAAAGAGGAGAUUCUUAAAGGGGAUAUUCAAUCUGCAAAGCAUAGCUUACGAGAGGCUUCUAAUGAGAGGAUGGUCUGCCAGCAGCAAGCGAGUGAACAGGGCAAUGUUAAAGACACCAUACAGCUCUUACUGGAAACUGCAACUAAACAGCAUAAACCCAUCAAAGACAGAUACAUGAAAGUGUCUGUAAAGUCUCUAUAUGACAUACAGGAGCAAACUAAAAUGGAACGAGAGGAUAUGAUCAAAGGAGAUGCUAAAAGUGCAGUAAAAAGCAUACUGAAGACAGAGCAGCAUACCAUUGUAAAACCAGUUCACGCUGUUAAGAAUUUAUCCCUAAGUGUGGAAUCCCAUAAAAACACGAAAAAGCUCAUUAAACCAGUGAAGAGCAGUUUUUCAACUCAGAUGGACCAUUCCCAUACAACAAAAAGCACAGUGGCGUUAGGAAUCAACAGAGGUUCAUCACAAAUGAAGAUGACUGCAAAACAGACACAGGAGAUUGGGACUGUCAAACAAACAUCAGAACAAACAGCAGUCACCCAGAACCUUGAGGUUAAAUCUCUUAGGACAGAUCUUCAUAAGAACAGCAGAAAAACAGAAAAUAAGGCCAAACCAAAAUUAUGCCUCCAACUGUCAGCCUCUGCUCCAUUAUCUGACCCGGAGUUUCCACCUCCACCUCCAGAAUGUGACAGUCAGGUAUCUGCCGCUCCUUGUCUGCCUCUCAUGAGGCAAGACAGUGAUCUUCCUCCACCCCCACCCCCACCUCCACCUAUGGAGCCAUUGAAGUUUGAAGCUGACCACUUCCCACCUCCUCCAUCUCCUCCUCCAGCAGCAAUGACAAGAUAUGACUAUUUGCCACCCCCACCUUCACAGGGAGAACUCGCAUUUAUGCCUGUUUGUGAUUUCCCUGCAAAGACCAGAAAAAUCACGGAGGAACCAAUGAAAGCAUCCUCUAUGUUCAAAAGUGCCAGGCCUGACCUGCCAAAGUCUGCCGGAAUCUCGUUGCAAAACUCAAUGCAGGAAUUACCUUGUCUACCACAGAAGACGUUCAUUCCACCAGUAAAACUACCCACACCUGAUCCCGAGCCCCAAUCCACAAAACAAAAACCUUAUAUGAGAAAAUUUAAAACUCCACUGAUGAUUGCUGAGGAAAAGUACAGAAAACAGAAAGAAGAAACUGAGAAGAAGACAGGAGUCUCUUCCUUCAUUUUGUCUUCCGGUAUUAAUGAGAAUUCCAGUGGUGCAUUUGAAGGGGUCAUCGCUGAUAACAAAAAUUCAAAGCAAUUGGGGGAGAUAAUGAAAUCAGAGGGCUUUCUGCGGAAUGGGGAAGAGACUGUGACCAAAGGCACAUUGGACACUGCAUCACCUGAUCCAUCUGUUCAGUCAACACAGCCAAAGAUCCCUUUAGCAAAGAAUCCAAAUUCUGCAGUUAAACAAAAUCCUUUCGAAUCUUUGAAAUGUGACAGUUAUUCUAAAAACAAAUGUGUCUCUGCUUCUGUUCUGUAUCAAACUAUACCCACGUGUCCUACAAGGCCUGAAACGUCUUCCCUAAAAGAACAGACUGCAUCAGUUUCUUCUGUUAAAUUCCACUCUACCCCUGAAGCACUGCAGCCUUCAAACAAGAUGAUGAUGUCCACUGCUGUUGGGAAACUUGCUAGUGUGUUGAAUACCAGCUCAGAAAGUGUUAUUGUUAAAGAAAAUGUUGUCCACAGCUUGAAAAGCAUUACAAAUGAAGGCAGGAUUUCUAUUAAGGCUGAAAAUGAUUGGCCUGCCUCACACGACCUGGGGCAGGUACUGCAGCAGCCUCAGAGAAAUAUGAUUCCAAAAGUAACUCAGAAUUUAAAGCCUAAAAUUUCCUUGGUUUCCAAUGUUGAAGAAAUAGAAAUUCAACAGCAAAAUAAAGCUAAGAAAAGAGAUCAGCAAUCUGCAGUAAAGAGGAAAAGUCAGGCGACACAAGAAGAAACAAUUCAAAGUAAAAAAGGUGAUAGUUUACUAGCCUUUGAUGUGCAUGAAACUAGUACAGUGAAAACAAGCAGUGAACAGACAAACAUAGAAAGUGAACAGUUUGCCAAAGGUUAUCACCAAACUGCAGUCAAGGGGAAAAGUCAGGUGAAACAUGAAGAAACAAUUCAAAGUAAAAAAGGUGAUAGUUUACUAGCACAUGAUGUGUGUGAAACUGGCAUAGUGAAAAUAAGCAGUGAACAGACAAACACGGAAAGUGAACAGAACACGGCCAAACAGAGAGAAUCUGAAAGGAUUUCUACUGGGAAUGACAGCAGAGCAGAAAUACAGAAGAAGAAAAAACAUAAAUCAAAGAAGGAAAAAACCACUGUGAGGGAGGAGAAGAUGACGGAUUGCUUGAAAACAUUGUGUGAAACGAACGCAGUGAAAACAAGCAGUGAACAGACUAACACAGAAAGUGAAGAGGUUGUCAGUGGAGAUCAACAAACUAAAGUGAGGAGGAAAAGUCAGGCAAAACAAGAAGAAACAAAUGAGAGUAAGAAAGGUGAUAGUUUACUAGCACGUGAUGUGCAUGAAACUGGCAUAGUGAAAACAAGCAGUGAACAGACAAAUACAGAAAGUAAACAGGUUGUCAGUGGAGAUCAACAAACUGAAGUAAAGGGAGAAAGUCAGACGAAACAAGAAGAAACAAAUCAGAGCACAAAAGAUGACAGUUUACUAGCAUGUGAUGUGUGUGAAACGAACACAGUGAAAACAAGCAGUGAGCAGACAAACACAGAAAGUGAACAGGUUGUCAGUGGAGAUCAACAAACUGCAGUGAAGGGGAAAAGUCAGGCAAAACAAGAAGAAACAAAUCAGAGUAUGAAAGAUGAUAGUUUACUAGCAUGUGAUGUGCAUGAAACAGGUGUAGUGAAAACAAACAGUGAACAGACAAACACAGAAAGUGAACAGGUUGUCAGUGGAGAUCAACAAACUGAAGUAAAGGGAGAAAGUCAGACGAAACAAGAAGAAACAAAUCAGAGCACAAAAGAUGACAGUGUACUUCAAUGUGAUGUGUGUGAAACGAACGCAGUGAAAAUAAACAGUGAACAGACAAACACAGAAUGUGAACGGGUUGUUAGUGGAGAUCACCAAACCGCAGUAAAGGGAGAAAGUCAGACGAAACAAGAAGAAACAAAUCAGAGUACGAAAGAUGAUAGUUUACUAGCACAUGAUGUGUGUGAAACUGGCAUAGUGAAAAUAAGCAGUGAACAGACAAACACAGAAAGUGAACAGAACACGGCCAAACAGAGAGAAUCUGAAAGGAUUUCUACUGGGAAUGACAGCAGAGCAGAAAUACAGAAGACGAAAAAACAUAAAUCAAAGAAGGAAAAAACCACUGUGAGGGAGGAGAAGAUGACGGAUUGCUUGAAAACAGUUCCAGACCAGGAAGAAAUCAGAGUGGUGCAGACACACCAUACUGUCCAACGGAUGCACACUGAAGUCCAACAAGAAGUACUCAUCACUGGAAAUAACCUUCAGCCCGGUUUCCAACAGCAGGGGACAGUUCAGCUACAGAAUAAGGUCAAGUCUCAAAAACAAAAAGAAAAGGCAAGUAAACAACAAGUGAAGGAACAAGCAGGGCAAGGAUGUUGCAGUAUUCAAGUAAAAACAGCCGGCAUGUCAUUACAAGAGGAGUCUAUAAUUUCAGCAGCUAGCAGGGGAGGCAUAGAAAUCCAUGGAGAAAUUCAGAAGAUUUUGCUUGAUAUUGAAGAUCUUCAGGAAGCAUCAGCUAAAGUUGAUCCCAAAAUGGUCCAGGAGUUACUUGCUAAAUUCCCUGAAUGCAUGCUUGGCUCUGAGAAAAAGAGACAGUUUAAGGAAAUUGCAGUCGAGAAUAAUAUGCAAAAUGUAAAAGAGAUCAUCACCUAUGUGAGAAAUCUAGUUGAAGCGAAGCUUACACAUUCAGAGGAAACUGUUGCUAAGAUUGAGCAACAUACCAGUAAAUCCAUAACUGACAAGACUAUUUCUUCUGAAGCUACAUCAAAUGGAUCUAAAAUAAACACCAGGUCCUCAAACACUGAAGUUCAGAAGAACGUUACAAAAGAGAAAAAGACAUCACAUGACAACAGAAAUACUGAAGAGAGUCAAGUAAAACCUGAGUGUAGGGGCAGACCUUCACCCUUGCAUUCGCCAUCACCUGCUAACAUUAACACUGCAUCCACUCAGAUAACUGACACCACCCAGACACUCUCCUCUCCAGUAAUCAACAAGUCCCCUAUUCCCCCAAGCCCUUCAGUAGACAAAUGUGAAUCACCCAUAACUCAAAAGAACAGGGCCACAUCAACUCCGACCUUCGAUAAGUUUGAAGACCAGUCCCAAAUGAAGGACCCCACUGUCAAUCUGACCGACGGAGCACCUCCAUUAGAGGAGCAGAAGCCUGCACAAAUACUUGAAAAGAACUCUGAAAGCGUGGAGUCUCCACCAUCUCCCCAUCACUAUACUGAAGUGAAAGCCAUUGCUGCAGAGCUCUCAGAAAUGUCAGAAUCAUUGCUGAAGCUCGUGUCAGUGAAUGAAAAUCAAGGGCUCUUUGGAGAAGGUCCAAGGGUAGAGGUGAAAAGGAACUAUUCACAUGAGGAUUCCAUCCAUGCCUCUUACGUGGAGGAUCUCAAGCUAGAUGGCAUGGACAUAGAGAAGGAGGAGGUCCCCUGGGUUGACCUGUCAGAGCUUGUCCACAGAUUUGAAACUCCAGGAGAAAAUGUUCACAUUAGAAAAGAAGCUGUUGUUAUAGUGGAAGGACUGGAAAGUAAUACUGAAGACAUAAUUACUGAAGAGGACAAGAGGAUCCUUGACGUGGAAGAAAUGCCAGUUGUUAAUAUCACAGCUAUUGAAGGUCUUUUUGAAAUAACUGAGGAAACUUCAUGUACAAAUUACGAAAAAACAAGAGUGGAUAAAGUGGACCUGAAUGAAGCCAUGAAAGACAGUGUCAUGGAGACACAACCUUCAUUUCUUAUGGAGGACCGUGGGCUGGAGGAUCAAGCUCAACCAGCUGAUUUUACAGAGACUGUCAGGGAGCAGUUCUUAAGCGCUGAUGAUCUUGGCGACGACGGUUUCAAGAGCGAAACCGUCUCCCAGCAUUCAGAGGGCUUGCCAGCCUGCUACCCCCUUCUCUCAAACGCUAAUGUUGUGAAACGUAAGACAGCUGUGUUAGAACCCUCAGAAGGUUCCUCCCACGAGAACAUCGUCUCUACAUCGACAGAGAGUGAGGGCAUCUUCGAAGGAGUUAGCUGUGGUGUCAUACAGGAGAUCACCUCACAGAUUGUGUCACAUCAUUCACAGGAGGGAACAAUUGUGACUGAAGAUUCGAGUUCCGGAGUCAGAGCUGUGCUCUGUGUGUCGCAAGAGGGUUUACCCGAUGGAGUCUCUGAUCGCGGACAAGCAGAACUUCCAUAAGACCUGCUUCCGCUGUGAGCACUGUGGCAGUAAGCUAAGUCUGGGAAACUAUGCCUCUCUCCAUGGACAUAUGUUCUGUACACCACAUUACAAACAACUUUUCAAGUCCAAAGGAAAUUACGAUGAAGGAUUUGGACAGAAACCCCAUAAGGAGUUAUGGAACUCAAAAAAACAAAAU
Molecule: messenger RNA, 11225 nt
Organism: Brienomyrus brachyistius
Lineage: Eukaryota; Metazoa; Chordata; Actinopteri; Osteoglossiformes; Mormyridae
Product: xin actin-binding repeat-containing protein 2-like
Exons: 9
Coding region: 311-11047 (3578 amino acids)
Biological process (GO): actin cytoskeleton organization; actin filament bundle assembly
Cellular component (GO): plasma membrane; focal adhesion; actin cytoskeleton
Molecular function (GO): actin filament binding
Source: RefSeq, a predicted model, not a curated record